ACGUGCUGUUGCUAGAAGCAGCAGCAGCAGCAGCAGCGACGUCCGAUGCGGAUCGGAUAGGAAUAGCAGAAAAUACAGCCACCUUUUGAGCUUUGAACGAACGAAUAUAUGAAUUGAGUUGUCGUUUGUGGAGAGUUUGUGGAGUACUUUGUGUGGGGCCGAUAAUAGCAAGCUCGGCUGCCCGCUGUGCUGCUCUCUGCCCCCGGCCAGCCACUCGGGAGUUAGCCCGCCACCCUCCCUAACAACUCCAGCAGCAGCAGCAGGCGCCAGGCUGUGCUUCACAAAGCAUGGCGCUCCGGGCAAGAGCCAUUUACGACUUCACCUCCGAGAACCCCGGCGAGGUGUCUGUGCGGGAGAACGAGAUCGUAAGUUUGUACAGCGAGAAGGACAUUGAGGGCUGGCUGGAGGGCACCAACAGCAAAGGUGAGAGGGGACUCAUCCCUGCGUCCUAUGUGGAGAUCCUGAGGAGCGACAAUAAUAACACAUCUGGGGACACCUACCCCGAGUCGCGCUAUGCCAAUGUGCCAUCCACAGGUUUUGACGGCUCUUUUAAGACCGCAGUGGACAAUUUGCCCAAAGCUGUCAACGUACCACAACAGAUCUACCAGCAGCCCAGCGAUGACGACUGGGAUGACGACUGGGACGACAGCUCCACUGUGGCGGACGAGCCAGGCACAGUUGGAAGUAGGUACUUGGAAGGAAAUGGACCGUCCACGUACAGAGUGUCUACCACCUCUAUGUCAAGAGGUCAGGCCCCGAAAAGCUCCGCAACAGUCAGCAGGAAUUUGAACCGCUUCUCCACUUUUGUCAAAUCUGGCGGUGAGGCUUUUGUGCUCGGCGAGGCGGCAGGUUUCGUAAAGGACGGGGACAAGAUCUGUGUGGUGAUGGGACAGUAUGGUCCGGAGUGGCAGGAGAACCCGUACCCGUUCACCUGCGCGAUAGACGACCCCACCAAGCAGACCAAGUUUAAAGGGAUGAAGAGCUACAUCUCCUACAGGCUGACACCCACACACACUCAGAACCAGGUGAACAGACGCUACAAGCACUUCGACUGGCUGUACGCCCGCCUGGUGGAGAAGUUCCCCGUCAUCUCAGUGCCUCACAUACCAGAGAAGCAAGCCACGGGACGCUUUGAGGAGGACUUCAUCUCCAAGAGAAGAAAGGGUCUCAUCUGGUGGAUGAACCACAUGACCAGCCACCCCGUCCUGGCCCGCUGUGACGUCUUCCAGCACUUCCUCACCUGCAGCUGCACGGACGAGAAGGCCUGGAAGCUAGGCAAGAGGAAGGCCGAGAAAGACGAGAUGGUGGGUGCCAACUUCUUUCUCACCAUCAGCACGCCGGCCUCGCCGCUCGACUUCCAAGAAGUGGAGAGCAAAAUUGACGGCUUCAAAGCAUUCACCAAGAGGAUGGAUGACAGCGCUCUGCAGCUCAACGCAACCGCUGGAGAGUUUGCCCGCAAGCAGAUGAGCGGCUUCAAGAAGGAAUAUCAGAAGAUGGGCAUGUCCUUCAAGGUGCUCAGCCAGGCCUUUGAGAUGGACCAGCAGGCCUUCUCAGCUGGACUCAACCAGGCUAUUUCGUUCACUGGGGAUGCGUUUGAAUCCAUUGGAGACUUUUUUGCAGAGCAGCCCAACAAGGAUCUGGACCCCAUCAUGGAUUUGUUAGCGCUUUAUCAGGGACACCUCGCUAACUACCCAGACAUCAUCCACGUACAGAAAGGAGCCCUCACCAAGGUGAAGGAGAGCCAGCGGCACGUGGAGGAGGGCAAGAUGGAGGCGGUGCAGGCGGAGGGAAUCAACGAGCGCUGCAACAUUAUCUCAUGCGCCACGCUGGCAGAGAUCCAGCACUUCCAUCAGAUCCGUGUGCGUGACUUCCGCGCACAGAUGCAGCACUACCUGCAGCAGCAGAUCGCCUUCUUCCAAAAGAUCACAGGCAAGCUGGAGGAGGCGCUGCACAAGUACGACAACGCAUAGCAGCAACUGCCGCUUUGCUACGGGACUUUAUGACCCCUGUGACCCCCUGGCCAGUGACCCUAGCCUGCCACCUAAAGUGCAAACAGUGGAGCUACGAACGACAGGUUUGAGGAGAACAAAUCCAAGACUUCAUCACACUUUUUGAAUGUCUAUUUAAUGCAAAAAGUCUCAGCAAGAAGAGUAUCGGCAUCAAUCUGCUGCACCAGGAAGCAAGCAUGACUGCAUUUAUCACGUUUAUACAAGUAUUAGCCUUAACGUUGUUUUUAAAGGGACAAGUGUCCUCAGGAGCAGCUACCGUCUCGCUGUGCCUUCUCCUUUUGUUACUAAAAGCUUUAUAUACAGUGUGUACAAAUAUAUUUGUUUUUACAAAGCAUUCAGCUGUCUUUGGACUAGAAAAUUACGUUUUUUGUUGUUGUUUUUUUUUUUUUACAAGCUUGCAGGAUGUCAAACGGACACUUUUUGUGCCUAAAUCUUGAUUUUGUCUCCCAUCAAAUGUUUAUGAACGCAGUCUUUCUGAUGAUGCACACUUGUUACUGCUGUUUUUAACGCCAAUCGUGUCGGUUGCAUGAUGUGAAGCAGAAAUAAAUUGCUUCUUCACUUAAAAGCCUUGUUUUAUAUUGGCUUGCAAAGAUGUGGGGGAAUUUUAGAAAUGCGCUGGAAAGCCCCUGUGGUUGUACAGUUUGGAAUCUGACUUCAAUAUGUGCGUAAACCUCAGUUCAGCAACCAUCCAAAGAUGAACUCUUGCUGUGUUUGCUCGAUCGUGAGAAGAAGAGAAGAAGACUAUGCACAGGAAGUUACAUGAAAUAAGCAGACUCACUUUCAAAAUACUAGGUGCUGUGACAGUUAAUGUAGAACAUCUACAUUUAUUU
This is a messenger RNA of Dunckerocampus dactyliophorus (ringed pipefish), 2839 nucleotides long. It is a transcript of the gene snx18a, whose product is annotated as sorting nexin 18a. The coding region runs from base 288 to 1970 and encodes 560 amino acids. The record is from RefSeq and is a predicted model, not a curated record. Gene Ontology annotation, molecular function: phosphatidylinositol binding; protein binding. Gene Ontology annotation, biological process: plasma membrane tubulation; endocytosis; protein transport. The transcript has 2 exons. NCBI's taxonomy places the organism in Eukaryota, Metazoa, Chordata, Actinopteri, Syngnathiformes, Syngnathidae. Gene Ontology annotation, cellular component: cytoplasmic vesicle; plasma membrane.